CUUACAACCGCGCCGAAAGCUGCGCAGUUUUGACCUUUUGCUGAAUUCUGUUCUGUCCGCCACUUAGCCACAUCUUCGGGUUUUUUCCUCAUUAACAAAGAAUUACGCCUCUUCCUCGGGUGCACCCCAGACACGCCCCCAGCGCCCGGAGAGAGAGAAAGAGAGAGAGAGAGAUCUGCUAACCUAAGCACGCUGCCGACUGCCAUGGCGAGCUCAGAUGCAGGAACUUCGUGGGGAAGUGAAUAUCAAGUGUUCUUGAGUUUCAGAGGACCCGAUACUCGCUCGGGAUUCACAGAUUUCCUCUAUCAUUCUUUGACCGAUGCUGGAAUCCGCGUCUUCCGAGAGGACGAAGAGCUCCGUGUCGGUGAAACGAUCGAUGGAUCGCUUAUGCAAGCCAUCGACAACUGCAGGAUCUACAUACCCGUCUUCUCUCCAAACUACGCUUCGAGCCAGUGGUGCCUCAGAGAGCUCUCGCAGAUCGUGACGAACACCUUAAAAUCAGAAGGUAAUAAAGAGAUCCUACCUAUUUUCUACGACGUCGAACCUGACGAUGUCAGACUGAAAACUCCGUUAUAUCGCGAUGCCCUGCUCAAUUUGGAGUGUAAGAAGAAAUUGAGGAAUGAGCAAGGAGAUGCGUGGAGAGAGGCUCUUAUGGAGGUUGAUGUGAUAAAAGGGUGGGAAAUGAAGAAUUACUAUAGCCACGGCAAACUCGAGCAGACUGUGGCAAGCACCUUCAUUUCGGAAAGUAACAAAGAGAUCCUACCUAUUUAUUUCGACGACAUCGAACAUGACGACGUUAAGCUGAAAGCUCCACCAUAUUGCGAUGCCUUGCUCAAUUUGGAGCCCAAGAAGAAAUUGAGGAAUGAGCAAGUAGAUGCUUGGAGAGAGGCUCUUAUGGAGAUUGAUGCGAUAAAAGGGUGGGAAAUGAAGAAUUUCAACGGCCACGGUGAACUAAUCAAAUUAGUAGUUGGAGAGGUCGUGGAAAAGCUGAAGAAACAGAUCAGUGACUCCUGGAGUAUAUGCGCAUUAUCGAAGUUAUAGUCUUCAUAUCUCCUGAAGUUUAUUUCCUCUGCUUCUAUCAUGUUGCACUUCUUUAUAAUUCGUACGAAAAAUUGUUGAGCAAGCGACUGUAAACUGGAGACGCCAUUCUGGUUGCACUUCUUCGUUAUUACGGAAUUUGCUUUGUCA
This is a messenger RNA of Eucalyptus grandis, 1188 nucleotides long. RefSeq names its product TMV resistance protein N-like. Lineage: Eukaryota; Viridiplantae; Streptophyta; Magnoliopsida; Myrtales; Myrtaceae. Gene Ontology annotation, biological process: signal transduction. The transcript is spliced from 3 exons. The coding region runs from base 205 to 1041 and encodes 278 amino acids. The record is from RefSeq and is a predicted model, not a curated record.